AUGAAGCUCACAACCUCCCUUACCGUUGCUCUCAUCCCAGUAGCAAUGGCCCUCCCAACCCUUGACACUAUCAAAAACUACGCCCGCCAAUCCCUCAACACAAUCACAGACAACUACCUCUUUAGCAUCUCCCUUGCAGCCUUCACCGCAAACCGCAACGCUUUGAACCCCUCAACUCUAGACUGGAGCUCAGAUGGUUGCACCGCGUCCCCAGACAAUCCAUUCGGCUUUCACUUCGUGCGUGGCUGCAACCGACACGAUUUUGGGUACCAGAACUACCGUCUGCAAACCCGUUUCACGGAAUCCGCAAGGUUGAAGAUCGAUAAUAACUUCAAGGCGGAUUUGUACUUCUUGUGUGAAUCAGAGAGCCCGAAGGGCGUGUGCCAGGCCCUAGCAAAUGUUUAUUAUACGUUUGUGAGGGCAUUUGGUGGCGGUGAUGCUAGCCCCGGGAAGAGGGAUGUGGAUUUGGUGGCUGAGUAUGAGAAGGCGGUUAAGGAGUAUGAUGCCCUGGUUGUAGAGGCUCAGACUGCGGGGGAAUUGCCAGUACUCCAGUAG
This is a messenger RNA of Venustampulla echinocandica, 555 nucleotides long. RefSeq lists its product as uncharacterized. The transcript has a single exon. Gene Ontology annotation, molecular function: A2-type glycerophospholipase activity. Gene Ontology annotation, biological process: arachidonate secretion; phospholipid metabolic process. Bases 1 to 555 code for a protein of 184 amino acids. NCBI's taxonomy places the organism in Eukaryota, Fungi, Ascomycota, Leotiomycetes, Helotiales, Pleuroascaceae. The record is from RefSeq and is a predicted model, not a curated record.